This is a messenger RNA of Acanthopagrus latus (yellowfin seabream), 2855 nucleotides long. RefSeq names its product flavin-containing monooxygenase 5-like. Bases 1021 to 2676 code for a protein of 551 amino acids. Lineage: Eukaryota; Metazoa; Chordata; Actinopteri; Spariformes; Sparidae. Gene Ontology annotation, molecular function: N,N-dimethylaniline monooxygenase activity; flavin adenine dinucleotide binding; NADP binding. The record is from RefSeq and is a predicted model, not a curated record. The transcript has 9 exons.
AAUUUAAUGUUCUUUUUUUUUGUAGCUGGCACUUGAAGGGUGUGUUUCUCUGCAUGUUCCUCUGUUAGUGAGACAGACUGUGGUGAGAUGUGACUUACAUUUGCUUAAGUACAAUACUCAAGUACAAAUUUGAGAUACUUGUACUUUUUCUUUUCAUGCCAUUUUCUUAACUACUGAGUGAAAUAUUAUUCUUUUUUAUUUUACAACGUUUAUCUGACUAAUUUAGCUGCUUGCUACUUUACAUGUACAGCUACACACCUACGAACUAGGUACUAAUCCAAACAGGAUUGUACUGUAUGUAAUGAAAUGAAGAUGAACAACGCUGAGACAGGAUCUGACUGAAUCUGUAUUCAUAUCCAUAUUUCAUGUUUUGAUGCAGGAAACAUGACUCAUGACAACAGAAUUAUCACUUUGUCAUUAAAACAAACUUUUCUGAUUAAAAACUGCAACUUCCACUCAAACCCAGAAGUUGAAAGAACAGUGAUUUCAAAGUUCAACUCCCGCACUUUUAAUUUCCCUUCCUGAAUAACACUUGUUAAUCUGGAUCUCGAUAGCUCUGCCAGCAUGAGAGCACUUUCAUUUCCUUGUUGCUCCCAGAUGAUCCAGUGUUUACAGAACUAUUUCACUAAAACAUUUUGACUUAUCAAGGGGAGGGGUUGAUAAUAAUAAUGCAAUGCACUUUGGAAAUUGCUGUAAUUAUUUAUAGCUGUGCAAAACCUCCCCUGUCUGUAGAACUUUAUUUCACUCCACAUUAGGUUCUGAAAAAAGGGGCGUGGAUGGAAUUGUAGAAGUUAAGUGCUCAUAUGUCUCAAAUCUAAAUUAAUAUAAUUAUCCUUGAUUGAUUCAAGCACUGAAGAGCCAUCAUUUACAUGCAAAUCAAUGACUUUCAAACAAUGGGUGUGAAAGGCAGUCGCAUCACAUCACACGACAAAACAACACACAUUUAAUCUUUUACCUCCAGUUCCAGCCUCUAUAUCAGACCACAGUCCCCUCUGUUGUCAGACUGACAGCCUCUCCAGGAUGGUUCAGAAGGUGGCAGUGAUCGGUGCAGGGAUUUCUGGACUGACCAGCAUUAAGGCCUGUUUGGCUGAAGGUCUGGAGCCCACCUGCUUUGAGAGCAGCCAUGACAUUGGAGGUCUAUGGAGAUUCAAGGAGGAGCCCGAGCCUGGACGCACCAACAUCUAUCAGUCGGUGGUCAUCAACAGCUCCAAAGAGAUGAUGGCCUUCAGUGACUUCCCUCCACCGGCUGAGCUCCCCAACAACAUGCAUCACUCUGAAGUGCUGCUGUACAUGCGCCUCUAUGCUGAGGCCUUCAAACUGCUGCAGCACAUACAGCUCCAGACUACCGUGGUCAGUGUGAGGCAGACCCUGGAUUUUGCAUCAACAGGCCAGUGGGAGGUGGAGACGGAGAGCAGUGACGGUCAGAGGGAGACUCGUGUUUUUGAUGCAGUGAUAGUCUGUACCGGACACUUCACCCAGCCUCACCUGCCUCUCAAAGACUUCCCAGGUAUAGAGAGCUUUGAAGGCAGAUAUUUCCACAGCUGGCAUUACCGCAACUCUGAGGGUCUGCAGGGGAAACGAGUGGUGGUGGUUGGGAUUGGGAACUCUGGAGGUGAUAUUGCUGUGGAGAUCAGUAGAGUUGCUGAGAAGGUGUACCUCAGCAGCAGGAGCGGAGCGUGGGUUGUCAGCCGUGUAGGACAGGGCGGGAUCCCAGCUGACCUCAUUGGGACUUCUCGGAUGGAUCUGAUGAUAGGGAGGCUCUUCCCCUCUUGGAGCAACAUGAUGUUGGAGAAGAACCUUAACAAAGCAUUUGACCACAAACUAUAUGGCCUGAAACCAAAACAUGGUUUUUUUGCACAGAUUCCUCUCGUGAAUGACGACCUGCCAAAUCGAAUCAUCUCAGGUCGUGUUCAGAUGAAACCAAAUGUGAAGGAGUUCCGUGGGUCCAGUGUGGUGUUUGUCGAUGGGAGCGUUAUAGAGAAGGUGGAUGUUGUGGUGUUUGCUACAGGGUACAACUACAGCUUCCCCUUCCUGCCCUCAGCUCUGCAGGCUAAAUGUGGUUACAGGCUGCGUCUCUACAAACACGUGUUCCCUCCUGCACUGACCAAGCCUACGCUGGCGGUGGUGGGCUUCAUUCAUGGCUUUGGGGCCGUCAACCCCCUGGCAGAGAUGCAGGCCCGCUGGGCUACAAGAGUAUUUAAAGGCUUGGCGACCCUCCCUUCAGAAGAGACCAUGAUAAAGGAACUUGAGAAAGACACAGUAAUCAUGCAUCAGCGGUUUGCCUGCAAUGAUCGUAACCCCAUCCAGGUGGACUACAUCCCUUACCUGGACUCUGUGGCAGAGCAGGUCGGGGUUCGACCUAACAUACCAUGGCUCUUCCUGACGGACGCCAGACUGGCACUGCAGGUUUUAACGGGUCCCUGCACUCCUUAUCAGUACCGUCUGACUGGGCCCGGCAAGUGGGCCGGAGCCCGUCAGGCCAUCCUCACUCAGUGGGAGCGGGUGCUUCAGCCUUUCAGGACCAGAGUGGUACCAGAACCAGAGAGAAGACCUUUGUCUAGAUGGAGCAUCGUAGUAAUGGUCUCAGGUGCAGCCGUGCUGUGCUGCUUCUGCUACAAUAAACACCCUCUCCCCUCUUUGUUAUCCCUGCAGUCACUGCUCAGAUCUCCUCAGUGAGCAGCUUGAUUAUAUACAUUAGUGACAACAUGAUGAUGGGAGAAGCAGUAAAGGAGCACACCUCAGCACAUUCUAUUUGUCAGCAUGAUGUAUGUUUUAGACUGUACCUAUCUGAAAUUAGACUAUUAGAAAUUGGACUAUUAGAAAUGGAUUUUAUAAAUAAACAUUUUGGUAAAGUC